AUGCUCCCUGGUGAAUACAAAUAUUUGAGUAUUAUAGCUAAAACUUGGAAUGAAGUAUAUUUAGCUGAAAAUGUAAUAUCCAAACACAAAUGUUGUAUUAAACAAGUUUUAAUUGAUGCCUUUUUAAGAGAAAAAUUUUAAUUAGAAAUAUAGAUUUUGCAAAAAAUUAAAGCUAAUCCUCAUCCUAAUAUUAUUGCAUUUGAAGAUAGCUUCUACUAUGAAAAGAUUACAACAUAGGAUAAAGUAAGAAUUUGCCAUUUUAAUGCAGUCUAUCACUUUUGGGUGCAUUGUAAUGGAAUUGGGAAUCACCAAUUUAUUCCAAUACAUUAAAUCUAAGAAAUAAUCUGAUCCAGAUUUCAGAUUUUAAGAAUAAGAUGUGGCUAAUUUUUAUCUUACAAUGAUUAAAGCUCAUUAACAUCUUUAAGAGAUGAAAAUAGCACAUAGAGACAUUAAACCUGAAAAUAUUAUACUUGUAAAUGAUGAAAACUUAAACUUUAAAGUUUGUGAUGUAAUUUUUUGUUAGUUUAUAAAGCAAGGUGGGUUUUGGGACUGAAAUUAUUGAUGAGGAAUCUAGAUCUCGUACUAUAGGAGGAACAAUAGGAUAUUAAUCUCCAGAAAUUUAUACUGCAUUUAAAAGAAGAAAACCUUAAGCAAAAUACAAUCCUUAUAAAAGUGAUGUAUUUUCAUUAGGUCUAGUCUUUCUUUUAUUUGGUACUACUCAAUCAAUGAACAAAUAGGUAAAAGAGAGAUAGUUAUUAUAUAGUAAAGAGAAGAGUUAUUUGAUGAUGAAAGAAAACUAUCGCAUUAUUUGAAAGAGUAAAGAAAAAAGAUAAAGGAAACUUAUCCUCGUAUCAAAGGGAUUGCAAAGAUAUUAAAAUUAAUGUUAGAAAUAACUCCAGAAGAAAGAUAUGAUUUUAUUUAAUUAAACGAAAUAAUUCAUGAGAGAUAAUAUCUUGAAGUAAAAUAGGUAGGAAUUAUAAUCAAUUGAUAGCCUGCCAAAAUAAAUCAUAAGUAAUUAAAAUCCAUAACUUAAUUUGAUGAUUUUUAAUUAGAUAUAAAGAAUAAAGAAGAUGUAUAAUUAGAUUUGAAUGGAAUGUAAAAUAAAUCCCAAGAAGAAUAAUUAAAGUUUUUAGAAGCAAUAACUCAAUAGGUGAAGAACUUUUAGAUGAUUACCUUAUAAAUAAAAUUGGAGAUGAGUCAUUUAAAUGUCAGAACUGUGGCUCCCUUAGAGAAGUUAUUAAGUAGAGCAUUAAAUUUAAAAGAAUUAUCAUUACAGUUAUGGAAGUAUAGAGAUAUGUUUAAAAUAAAGUAAUAAAUUAGGAAAUUUGGGAUUAUUGAUGUUAUCAAAAUAGAUUAUGAAGAUGGUCGAUUUAAAAAAGUUGACAUUAGAAGUAUCAAACAAUAUGCUAUCAGAUUAAGGAAUUAAUAAUUCUUUAACUCUUUUAGAAGGUUUGAAAUAAAUGGAAGAACUUCGUUUAGAUUUUGGAUUGUAAUUAUAUACAUAUCUAUAUUAAUUAAUAUAGAAACCAUCUACCUAUGGAAUGUAGUGAAAUAUUUUUUACAGUAAUUUGUGGAAUGCCAAAAUUAAAGAAAUUAGAUCUUAAUUUAGAGAGCAAUUACAUGAAUUAAGUAUUAUCUAAAAUGGUUAAUUAAUCACUUAAGAAAUUACCUAAUUUGAAUCAUUUGACUAUCAAUUUUUCAAAGUAUGAAAUUUCUUAUUAUAUGAUAGUAAUCCUAUGCAUAAUGAAGGAUUGUAUGAGUUAGGAGAAAGUAUAUCUGAGUUAGAGUAUUGUGAAUUAAUUUUAUGGGGUUGUUAAAUAAAAGAUAUGGGAAUGGAAGAAUUUGCAAAAGGAUUAUAAAAAUGUGAAAAAUUGAAAUAAUUGAAUUUAACUUUAUGGAAUAAUUAAAUAACUAAAAAAGGUUGUGAAGCUUUAGGGCAUGCAUUAUUAAAAUUACCGAAAUUGAAUAUUUUAAUAAUUGAUCUAUCAAAGAAUAAGAUUGAAGAUGAUGGGGUAAGAUUUUUAGCUAAAUCAAUACAUGAAAUGUAGUAACAAAUAAGAGAAUUGAAAUUAUGGAUUGAAAAGUAUGAUAUGAUAAAUUAUAAGAAAAGUGUAUUUUGUUCAUCUUAUGGAUUGAGAUAUGUAAAUAGAUUACUUACUACUCAAAAGAAAUUGAGAAGUAUAAAUUUGAAUUUAAGAUCAAAUCAAAUAGAAUUAAAUGGUAUGGAAUUAUUGUAUAAUUGUUUUGGAGAGGCAGUAUAAUUGGAAGAAAUUAAAUUGAUUUUAGAUCAGUACUUUUAAAUAAAUAUAUAAUUUUUAGUAAUCCAUUAACUGAUUAAGGAGUGGAUACUUUGUUUAAGGGACUAUAAAAUUUGAGAAAACUUUAAAAGUUAAUUAUAAGUUUAGAAAAUGUAUAAGCAACUGGAGGUCCAAUUUCUGUUAUGUUACAAUCUAUUAAAUUAUGGCCUGAGUUAAAAGAUAUGCAUGUUAAUUUUCUUAAGUAAUAUAUAUAUAUUUUCAUUUUAUUCUAGAAAUCAAACUGAUUAUGCUGAUGAAAUGAAUUUGAAGAAUCGAUUAUUGGAAGUUUAAUCACAAGCAAAAGUUAAUAUUGAAUUAAAGUUUAUUAAUAAAUAAUGAUUAUAUUUAGUUUUAAUAAUCAAAAAUUAUUGUAUUCGACUCAAAAUAGAAUUUUGCAGUUCAAAUUUGAAAAUGUAGAGCAGUAGAAUAUGAAUACAGAACAAAUAAUUCAAUAUUUGAGGGAUAGAUGUUAGAAUAUGAGAAGGAGAAGAUAGAAAUAAAUAAAUGCAGUAUUAAGAGAGUUUGAUAAAUAUAAAUAUAAUGAUUCUUAUUAAUGAUGAUAAUUUAAUAAAAUAUUUGAAUUCUUUUGGUUAUUAAUUAAUUAUAAAUAAAAGAUUUAAAAAAAAGAAGAUUAGCAAUAAUGGUUUUAAAAAUAUUUAAGUUUUUAUUAGUCAAGAACAGGACCAAAGAAUUAAGUAGUAUUUGAUGGAGAGAAGAAGAAUUCAAUUAGAACUUAUAAUGGUAAUAAGUUUUAAUUAAAACAAUAGAUAAUUAGAAUAACAGACAAGGAUUCAAAAUAGGAUGGGAUAUUGAUUAAACAAGAAAAGAAGAUUUGAAAAUAGCAGGCAAAGUUGGUCAAGAUUAAAGAAACAGUGCUAAUGCGUAUUAAGGAAAUGCUUAUUAGGCUGAAGUAUUAAAUAAUAAUAACAGUAAAAAUAAGAUGAUGAUUAUCUGAAAUAAAUGUACUACUAAGAGAUGAACAGAAAAUAAGAAUAAGUUGGAGUUUAAUACAAAUAAGGAGAACAUUAUUAUUAAGACUCACUUGAUUAAUAUAAUGGAAAAGCAAAUGGAAAUUAUAGUAAUAAUAAUAAUCAAGAGAAUAAUUAUCAUGAUUAUGAACAUUAGCAACCAUCUCUAUUGUAAUAAUCAAAUAAGUAUGAUCAUUAUCAAUAACCAAAUGAUGAUGAAGCACUCUAUUAAAAGGUAUAACAGUUAUAUUGAUUAUCUAGUAUAAAUAGGGAAAUAAUGGUAAUAAAUAAUAUUCAGCUAAACCACCUAUCCAAUAAUACAACCCAAUUACUGGAAUUGCAUAUGGGAAUCAAAAUAGUUAGAAUGCUUACAAUGGAGAUACUUACAAUAAUUAUUAAGGGGUUACAGCAAAUUAAAAAACUAAUCCAUAUGAAUAAUAAUAAUAAGAUGAUGCUCUUAGCUAAUUUAGUUAAAGUACAAAACACAAUUUUAUCAUAUAGUGUAAUAACAUAAAGUCACCUCCAUGAAAAAUAGGAAUUCCAAUAUUUUCAAUGCCGAUUUACAAGAAACUGAGAAUAUCAACAAUACUCGAUAGAAUAGUAGAGUUCUUAAUAGAAAGAAAGAAUUAGAUGAUGCUUAAUACAAAGGUUAUGGUAUAAGUAUGAAUUAUAUUCAUAGGACAAUUUUACAAGAAUCCUAUUGAAUAGGCUCCAACUCAAUAUAAGGAACAAUAAUUUGUCAACAGAAAUAAAAUUGAUAAUCACAUAUUUCCAAAAUGA
Messenger RNA from Paramecium sonneborni, 4045 nucleotides. NCBI's taxonomy places the organism in Eukaryota, Ciliophora, Oligohymenophorea, Peniculida, Parameciidae. The record is from the annotation of a GenBank genome assembly.